AGGAGAAACUGGGAGAUAGCAUAAAUCUUUGGAGACAACUUGGCUGCAAGCAGCUAAACUGAAAUUAAUUUCUGCCUUUUGGCUGCAGAGUGCUAGUCUGACGUUCCUGUGUGAUACUCUGCAGACUAAAUCAUGCCAGCGUUAUCAACUGGAUCUGGAAGUGACACAGGUCUGUACGAGCUGCUGGCUGCAUUGCCAGCCCAGCUGCAGCCACAUGUGGACAGCCAGGAAGACCUGACCUUCCUCUGGGAUAUGUUUGGUGAAAAAAGCCUUCAUUCACUGGUGAAGAUUCAUGAAAAACUGCAUUACUAUGAAAAACAGAACCCAGUGCCCAUACUCCAUGGUGCAGCAGCCUUGGCAGAUGAUCUGGCUGAGGAGCUGCAGAGCAAGCCGCUGAGCAGUGAGAUCAGAGAACUGUUGAAACUCCUCUCAAAACCCAAUCUCAAGGCUUUGCUCUCCGUACAUGAUACUGUUGCGCAGAAGAACUACGAUCCUGUCUUGCCCCCCAUGCCUGAUGAUAUUGAUGAAGAAGAAGAUUCAGUUAAAAUAAUCAGGCUCGUCAAAAACAGGGAACCACUGGGGGCUACUAUCAAAAGGGAUGAACAUACUGGUGCAAUUGUGGUGGCCAGGAUAAUGCGUGGAGGAGCUGCAGACAGAAGUGGUCUUAUUCACGUUGGUGAUGAACUGAGGGAGGUCAAUGGGAUUCCUGUAGAUGAUAAAAAACCUGAAGAAAUAAUACACAUUUUGGCUCAGUCUCAAGGAGCAAUUACGUUUAAAAUUGUACCUAGUGUGAAGGAAGAAAUGCCAGUGAAGGAAGGCAAGAUGUUUAUCAGAGCCCUCUUUGACUAUGAUCCUAAUGAGGAUAAAGCAAUUCCUUGUAAAGAAGCUGGACUUGCUUUCAGAAAAGGAGAUAUCCUUCAGAUCAUGAGCCAGGAUGAUGCAACCUGGUGGCAGGCCAAACACGAAGGUGAUGCCAAUCCCAGAGCAGGCUUGAUCCCUUCAAAGCAUUUCCAGGAGAGGAGAUUUGCACUAAGAAGACCAGAAGUGCAGAUUCAGCCACUGAAAAUUUCCAACAGAAAAUCAUCUGGUUUUAGAAGAAGCUUUCGUCUUAGCAGAAAAGAUAAAAAAACAAACAAAUCUAUGUAUGAGUGCAAGAAGAGUGAUCAGUAUGAUACAGCAGAUAUCCCCACAUACGAAGAAGUUGCAAAAUAUAGACGACAACCUAAUGAGAAAUACAGGCUUGUCGUUUUGGUUGGUCCUGUAGGGGUUGGACUGAAUGAACUUAAACGGAAAUUGCUGAUCAGUGACACCCAGCAUUACGGGGUAACAGUGCCACACACUACCCGUCCAAGGAGAAGCCAAGAAAGUGACGGCGUUGAAUACAUUUUCAUUUCCAAGCACUUGUUUGAGACAGACGUACAGAAUAACAAGUUUAUCGAGUAUGGCGAGUACAAGAACAACUACUAUGGGACAAGUUUAGACUCUGUUCGAUCCGUUCUAGCUAAAAACAAAGUUUGUUUGUUGGAUGUGCAGCCCCAUACAGUGAAACACUUACGGACAUACGAGUUUAAACCAUUUGUUAUAUUUAUAAAGCCUCCAUCACUUGACCGUUUGAGAGAGACCAGAAAAAAUGCCAAGAUUAUUUCAAGUAAAGAUGAUAAGGGAACCGCAAAACCCUUUACAGAAGAAGAUUUUCAAGAAAUGAUCAAAUCUGCCCACGUGAUGGAGAGCCAAUAUGGCCACCUUUUCGAUAAGGUGAUCAUCAAUGAUGACCUCACUACGGCUUACAGUGAGCUUAAAACAACCUUUGACAGGUUGGAGACUGAGACCUUCUGGGUUCCUGUCAGCUGGCUGCAUUCAUAA
Opisthocomus hoazin is the source of this 1863-nucleotide messenger RNA. NCBI's taxonomy places the organism in Eukaryota, Metazoa, Chordata, Aves, Opisthocomiformes, Opisthocomidae. The record is from RefSeq and is a predicted model, not a curated record.